AUGUCAAUGGAUCUCGUGUUGGGCAGUCUGCUUGGUGCAGACUUGGUGUUGGAGAAAGCGGAGCUGCAAUACUGUUCUGGGUUCUUGAAUCACGUUCUCCAGUCGGAUACGAAAAGUUACGAGGCUUAUUUCUCUUCGAGACCUGUGAAUGGAAGUGUGGUCGAACAUAUCGCUGAGAUUGAUGCUGAGAUAUCCGUAGUUGAAAGAAAAUUGAGAAGUUUGCUAGUGGAGAAUAAGGUAGAUGUGGUACGAGAAGUUGUAAAUAAUGAGGGAGCCGUUGAAGGGAAAAUGACUGUUAUUCGUCAGGAACUGGAGCAGUUGUGGGAGUUGGAUAACGGUACGGAUCAGAGGAAGGAAAUAGAUGAUUUUUUGGAGACAAAUGACCAAGUUGAGGAGAAACAAGAGGAUCAAUUUCAGAAUGCGUUGAAGAGAUUGAAGAGUAGAAUACUGCGAAAUGAACAGGACGGUUCUACUGGUGGGUUAGCUAUCGUGUUGGAAAAUCUGGACAAAACUACAGAUCUAAUGGAACUACCGUUUUUGGCUCGAACAUGUAUACGGACAGGACAUUACCAGGAAGCAGUUAUGCUCUACACCUAUUCAAAAUCCUUGUUAGUCAAAUUUCCAGGAUCUUCAAUUAUUGAAGGAAUUCAUCGCAACGUAGCCGAAGAAACCACAACCACAAUGCUCACGGGGCUUCUCAGGUUGUUGUCGACCAAUUUGACUGCGAACUCUCUAAAAAAAGUACUAAAUUAUUUGGCAUCUAUCCCACCCUUUGAUGAUAGGGACAAGAGCUCUCUUUUACAAGUAUACUCCUACAUGAGAUACAAUUUCAUACAGCAAGAAUACUCGUCAUAUUCAUUUGAAGUCGACCAAUCGAACGAUGCACUACUUGAGAUGAUAAUCAAGAAGAGGAUAGAAGUGCUGAGAGAGCAUACGCAUAUGUCAUUGAGUGUUUUCAUGGAGCAACAUCAGUUUACAACAAUCCCUGUCGCGAUCCCAUUGGAUAAACGGUUGUCAAAGGAGCCGGAGAAUGAGAAUGACACUUCCAUGUCAGAGAACGCAACCGAUGAAUGCGAAACAAGUCCAUUGAUGUUGCAGUUUGUUAACCAGUGCGUAGGAUAUUUCCUGAAAGAGCUUCUGGAUGUCCAUAUGCAAAAUAAGCUAAGUGACUCUGUGUGUCUACAACUAAUCUACUGCUCCUUCCGUUUACGCGAUUUAAACCCCAAUUACCAUCAUCUCUUCCUGAAUAAGAUUUGCGAGUCGAAUCUGUUCACCGCAGAACAGCUCAAAUACGCAAUAGACAAGAGACGUGAGCUAGCAUCAAAGUAUUCGUAG
Torulaspora delbrueckii is the source of this 1335-nucleotide messenger RNA. RefSeq names its product Golgi transport complex subunit COG8 (gene COG8). The record is from RefSeq and is a predicted model, not a curated record. Bases 1 to 1335 code for a protein of 444 amino acids. Lineage: Eukaryota; Fungi; Ascomycota; Saccharomycetes; Saccharomycetales; Saccharomycetaceae. Gene Ontology annotation, biological process: cytoplasm to vacuole targeting by the Cvt pathway; intra-Golgi vesicle-mediated transport. Gene Ontology annotation, cellular component: COG complex. The transcript has a single exon.